Molecule: messenger RNA, 438 nt
Organism: Lathyrus sativus (Indian pea)
Lineage: Eukaryota; Viridiplantae; Streptophyta; Magnoliopsida; Fabales; Fabaceae
Source: the annotation of a GenBank genome assembly
AUGCCGAAAGUAAAGACAUCACGAGUUAAAUACCCUGAAGGCUGGGAGUUAAUCGAGCCAACGCUACGGGAACUUCAAGGAAAGAUGAGGGAAGCUGAGAAUGAUCCGCAUGAUGGAAAAAGAAAAUGUGAGACUUUAUGGCCUAUAUUUAAAAUUGCACACCAGAAGAGUCGCUAUGUGUUUGAUCUCUACCAUCGGAGGAGGGAAAUUUCUAAAGAAUUGUAUGAAUUCUGUUUAGAUCAAGGAUAUGCUGACCGCAAUCUAAUUGCAAAAUGGAAGAAGCCUGGUUAUGAACGUCUCUGUUGUUUGAGGUGCAUGCAGCCACGCGAUCACAAUUUUGCCACAACCUGUGUCUGCAGAGUGCCAAAGCAACUUAGGGAGGAAAAGGUUAUAGAGUGUGUUCACUGUGGUUGCAAGGGCUGUGCAAGUGGGGACUGA